AUGGUCUCAAUUAAAUCGCCGUAUCUGGUGCCGGUGUCCUGCGCGCAGGCUCUCCUCGGUGUGGGCUGUCUGGCUGUCGUCCUCCUCGCCUUACUACUGGUUCGCCAGCUCAUGAAGCAGAGAAGACCCCCGGGCUUUCCUCCUGGUCCAUCUCCCAUCCCUGUGAUAGGGAACAUUAUGUCUUUGGCCACCGAGCCGCACGUCUUCCUCAAGAAACAGAGUGAAAUUCAUGGACAGAUUUUCAGUCUUGACCUUGGAGGCAUCUUGACAGUGGUGCUCACUGGUUAUGACUGUAUCAGGGAAUGCCUUUACAAUCAGGGAGAUGUGUUUGCUGAUCGCCCAUCGCUGCCUUUGUUUCAGAAAAUGACCAAAAUGGGCGGGCUUCUCAAUUGCAAAUAUGGCAAAGGCUGGAUUGAACACCGUAAACUGGCUUGCAACUCUUUCCGUUACUUUGGCAGCGGCCAGAGGCAGUUUGAGAGGAAGAUCUCAGAGGAGUGCAUGUUCUUUGUCGAUGCCAUUGACGAACACAAGGGAAAGCCCUUCAACCCCAAACACCUGGUGACCAACGCUGUGUCCAACAUCACCAACCUGAUCAUUUUUGGACAGCGUUUUACUUACGAUGACCGCAACUUUCAGCACAUGAUCGAGAUAUUCAGCGAGAACGUGGAGCUAGCAGUGAGCGGCUGGGCACUCCUCUACAACGCCUUCCCUUGGAUUGAGUAUGUGCCCUUUGGAAAACACCAGAAGCUGUUCCGCAAUGCUGCUGAGGUGUAUGAUUUCUUACUUGAAGUUAUAAAUGGUUUUUCACAAGGUAGAGUGCCACAUGCACCUCGCCACUAUGUGGAUGCCUAUUUAGAUGAGUUGGAGCAGAACAAGGGAGAACCAGGCUCCUCUUUCUCCCAAGAAAACCUCAUCUAUUCAGUGGGGGAGCUUAUUAUUGCUGGCACUGAGACCACAACGAACACACUGCGCUGGGCCAUGCUGUACAUGACUCUCUACCCUAACAUACAAGAGAGGGUGCACAGGGAGAUCGACAGUGUGCUUGAGAAUGGAAGGGUACCCACUCUGGAGGACAAACAGAAGAUGCCCUAUGUGGAGGCUGUUCUGCACGAGAUCCUUCGCUUCUGCAACAUUGUCCCACUUGGUAUUUUCCGUGCCACCACCCAGGAGGCAAAAGUAAACGGGUACACAAUUCCCAAAGGCACCAUGGUGAUCACAAACCUCUACUCAGUGCACAUGGAUGAGAAGUACUGGACUGAUCCAGGUGUUUUCUCACCCCAGAGGUUUCUGGACAGCAAUGGCAACUUUGUGAAGCGUGAGGCCUUCCUGCCUUUCUCUAUGGGGAAGCGUUGCUGUCUGGGUGAACAGCUGGCCAGGAUGGAGAUGUUCCUCUUCUUCACCACUCUGCUGCAGAGGUUUCAUCUGCAGUUCCCUCCAGGAACCGUCCCCACUGUCACUCCCAAACUGGGCAUGACCUUGCAGCCCCAACCUUACUCCAUCUGUGCUGUCCGCAGGCAGCAGAAAAGUCCUUGCACUGGAGACACUCCCUAUCACAAGUAGGCACUCAGGAACUUUUAACAGCUGGUUCAACUGUUCAAGCCAGAAUUUUAUUUUGCACAGCAAUGCAACCACACAAUGCAGGUGCAUACAACUGAAUUGCUCUGGAUUGUAGCGUCCCGAUCCGGUGCGUCACAGUUUUUGCAAAUGUUUAAGUGGCAAAUGUAGCUAUAUACAAUUAGACACAUGAUCCAGUUUAUUCAAGUACUAUUGAAUUGAUUUACUGAGCAAUAUGCAUGUUUGCACGCUAUUUUAUCGCAGCAGGGGAGGCGACAAGACUUGGUACCCUAGAAGAUAGUCUGGGAAAACUUGUGUGCUAUUGAUUUAGUUCUCUGUAGCUCAGAGUUGAUCCGAGCCCAGAACAUUAGAUGUCUGAACCUUGGUGCGGUAGCAAUGGGUUAGGUAUUUGUCAAUAAUUGAUAGUAAGUACACCUAUGAUGGUUCAUAGCCCUGCCUUCUCAGGACAGCGUCAGGUCAGACAACUGACACCACUUAUUUGUACAUGUGUGGUGAAAUGGCACUUUCCAAGAAAAUUCUGAACACUGUGUGUUGAAGUUGGACGUGGGCCAGAUUUACAUCAUCGGGACUGACUCUGACCCCUCCUCCAGGGAUUGCGCUCUCUGGAAAUUGGGUCUCUCAGAAGGCAAAUGCAACCUUGGUGGAUUUCUGGAAACUGACUAUGUGACACUGAUUUCAGCUAAAUGGUGCUUAUCAGUACUAACAAAGUACUGCAUUUAGAUUUUAGGAGAACAUGUGUUUGUACAUUUUUUGUAAUACUGGUGAGUUUUUUUGUGUAUUCAUAAAGACUUUCUUAAGAUAUUUAAAA
Trematomus bernacchii (emerald rockcod) is the source of this 2383-nucleotide messenger RNA. It is a transcript of the gene cyp2r1, whose product is annotated as vitamin D 25-hydroxylase. NCBI's taxonomy places the organism in Eukaryota, Metazoa, Chordata, Actinopteri, Perciformes, Nototheniidae. Gene Ontology annotation, cellular component: cytoplasm; intracellular membrane-bounded organelle. Gene Ontology annotation, biological process: xenobiotic metabolic process. The coding region runs from base 1 to 1560 and encodes 519 amino acids. The record is from RefSeq and is a predicted model, not a curated record. Gene Ontology annotation, molecular function: oxidoreductase activity, acting on paired donors, with incorporation or reduction of molecular oxygen, reduced flavin or flavoprotein as one donor, and incorporation of one atom of oxygen; heme binding; iron ion binding. The transcript is spliced from 5 exons.